AUGAACCCAGAGGAAGAUCACACCUUCCAAGUUACUUUUUGGGAUGAGGAAUACACGGAAAUCCUCUUUAGCCACCAGAGGAUUUUGGGCAUCGGCGGAAGCGGUUGUGGACGCCUAAACCCCCGUCGUUCCUCCUCCACCGCUUCAAUUUCUGUCGUUCCUCCGCCCACGCUUCAAUUUUGCGCCAAGCACGGUAUCGGUAUCACACGAUUUGGGGGCCUCCGCAUCACCCAUAGGGAAGGCUGGGACGACUGGACGGAAGGAUCACUUCUUGCUGGACGCUGGCUCGGUAGAGCUUCUUGCUACUGUUGCACUUGCUGA
Molecule: messenger RNA, 321 nt
Organism: Pyricularia grisea
Lineage: Eukaryota; Fungi; Ascomycota; Sordariomycetes; Magnaporthales; Pyriculariaceae
Exons: 2
Coding region: 1-321 (106 amino acids)
Source: RefSeq, a predicted model, not a curated record